AUGCCACAUGGCAGAGGCACCUCCGCCCCCGUGGUCAAGCCACAUCAUUUGCUCAAGGUUCCAUCCACAAAAGGCCCAGAGCAUCGAUUUACGGAACGAAGGAUGGUAGAACUCAGCAAACUUGCGACAGGGUUGUUAACUACCAGCGUGUACGAUUAUCUCAUCAACCUCCCUGAUGAGGGCGAGGAAAAGUAUUCAUAUUAUGUUACGAGGACUCUGAUGAUCGACACAGCGCAGUUCAAAUCCGGCCUGGACGUCAAAGCUUGCACAAAGCUUCUCACUGCAAUCAAUGCUUUUCAAUCAGCAGAGGUGAUGUUUUCGGAGUCUUUGUCUUCGGCAUCGGUUUUAUCCGUCACAUUGUUAUUGGUGAUGUUUGUUCCUUCGAUUGAAGUGAUGCAAUUGGACGUACCGGGAAUUACGGGCUGCGUGAAGAGUCGGGCUUCGUCAAUCAUGUUUGCAACGUAUCUUGUCAUUAUUGGGAUCGAGUUAGUUAUCCUGGUGCUGAUCCUCACGCAGGCCCUACGGACGCUCAAUCAGUCGCAUUGCCGGCUCCUCAAGACUAUGAUGCACGACGGUAGUCAACAACUCUAUCUGACAUAUACUUAUAUUAACAACAUCGAGACAGGGAAGCUAUUCGGAUAUGUUCAACAUAUAUCAAACAGUCUUCCACACGAUUCUUGCUUCGCGCAUGCAGCUUCAUCUAACCAGGACGAGCAAACAAAAUUGCAGCCGUUCUCUGGAGAGUAUUGA
This is a messenger RNA of Coniophora puteana RWD-64-598 SS2, 750 nucleotides long. RefSeq lists its product as uncharacterized. The record is from RefSeq and is a predicted model, not a curated record. Bases 1 to 750 code for a protein of 249 amino acids. Lineage: Eukaryota; Fungi; Basidiomycota; Agaricomycetes; Boletales; Coniophoraceae. The transcript has 12 exons.